Myxozyma melibiosi is the source of this 1065-nucleotide messenger RNA. RefSeq names its product Golgi phosphoprotein 3-domain-containing protein. Gene Ontology annotation, molecular function: phosphatidylinositol-4-phosphate binding. The transcript has 3 exons. Lineage: Eukaryota; Fungi; Ascomycota; Lipomycetes; Lipomycetales; Lipomycetaceae. Gene Ontology annotation, biological process: retrograde vesicle-mediated transport, Golgi to endoplasmic reticulum; Golgi organization; Golgi to plasma membrane protein transport. Gene Ontology annotation, cellular component: Golgi cisterna; cytosol; trans-Golgi network. The coding region runs from base 1 to 1065 and encodes 354 amino acids. The record is from RefSeq and is a predicted model, not a curated record.
AUGUCCUCCGGCCUGCAGCGCCGCCGCGUCACCGCCGCCGCAGCAGCCUCUUCGUCCCCCUCGUCCGCGUCCGCAGCCGCCGCGGGCCAGACAAACGGGCCUAACUCGGACCCCGACGAGCCCUCAUACCACUCAGAGACGUUUUCGUCCGAGAAUGGCCACAAAAUCGCCUUUGAUCCGCGGGAUUUGGAGGAGGGCGACGAGCGCGCGAAGCAGCCCCGUCUCACGCUCAUGGAGGAGAUCCUGCUCAUGGGUUUGAAGGAUAAGCAGGGCUACCUCUCCUUCUGGAACGACAACAUCUCCUACGCCCUCCGAGGCUGCAUCGUUCUCGAACUCGCCUUCCGCGGCCGAAUCAGCAUGCAGCGUGACCCUUCCCGCAGACGUCUUCCCCUAUGCGACCGCCCGAUCGAAGUCAUCGACGACCGCCUCACCGGCGAAGUUCUUCUCGACGAAGCCCUCAAGCUCAUGAAGACUUCCGAAAAGAUGUCGGUCGCGGCCUGGAUCGACCUCAUGUCGGGCGAGACCUGGAACCUGAUGAAGAUCGGCUACCAGCUCAAGCAGGUCCGCGAACGGCUCGCCAAGGGGCUCGUCGACAAGGGCAUCCUGCGCACCGAAAAACGAAACUUCCUCCUCUUCGACAUGGCCACCCACCCUGUCUCCGACACCGGCGCGAAGGACGAGAUCCGCCGUCGCACAAUCAACGUCCUCACCGCCCGAACCGUCGUCCUGCCCGCGACCGCGCUCGUGCCCGAAGAAGUGCCGUUCCGGUACCUGCGCGCGGUGACAAUGGUCUGCGCGGCCUACGCGGCCAACGUGCUCGAGAACGCGCUGUCAAGUCUCGGCCACGACGCGCGCGACCGCGCGUUCGGCCGCGUCGACGAGUUGCUGGGCGAUUACUCACAGUGGCCGUUUGCGGCCAAACCGGGCGCGCCUACCGGUGGAGUCGGCGUCAAUCUUGCGCAGGAGAUCUCGGACGAGCUCAAUGCAAACAAAGACAAGGAGCUGCAAGUCGAGGUCGUUGCUGCUGCACUCAACGUAUUCACGAGAUUAGAUUCGAUCUUAUAG